Molecule: messenger RNA, 3683 nt
Organism: Sinocyclocheilus anshuiensis
Lineage: Eukaryota; Metazoa; Chordata; Actinopteri; Cypriniformes; Cyprinidae
Product: GTPase IMAP family member 8-like
Exons: 5
Coding region: 26-3337 (1103 amino acids)
Molecular function (GO): GTP binding
Source: RefSeq, a predicted model, not a curated record
UAGUAGGUAUAGGAAGCGUGAUAAAAUGGCGUACAGUAGGCCUACAGGCAGAAGAAGUCCAGAUUUCGAACGCCCCAACAUGAGGAUAGUUCUUCUGGGGAAGAGCGUGUCAGAAAACAGUCUGGUGGGAAACUUCAUCUCAGGACGAGCAGCGUUUGACAGUGAAGCUCCUCCAGAUGUUGUAGAGAGAGUCGGAGGAAGACUGAAGGACAGACACGUGAUGCUCAUCAACAGUCCUCAGCUGCUCCAGACGAACAUCUCAGAUCAUCAGCUCACACAGACAGUGAGAGAGUGUGUGUUUCUGUCUGAUCCAGGACCUCAUGUCUUCAUAAUCACACUGCAGUAUAAAGACUUCACCGAGGAGGACCUGAGAAGAGUGAAAUAUAUGCUGGAGAGAUUCAGUGAAGAGGCCAUUAAACGCUCUAUAGUGAUCACGACUGAUGAAGAGACGAAAGCUAAUGAAUUCAUUCAACGAUUAACUGCUGAAUGUGGAGGAGGACAUCUGCAGCUUGAUCAUGAAAUAAAGAGACAGUUCUCUGGAAUAUCGCAGCAAUUAGAGACGAUACUCAGAGAAAGCAAUGAAGAAUUUCUCACAUGUGACAUAUUUGAUGAUGCUGAAGAAACAUUGGUGGAUGAAGAUCAGAGCAGAUCGGAGAUGCAAGAGGAUGAUUCUGAUAAGAUGGGAAAAAUUCUUUGCCACUCACGAUUGAAAAGUUUGUCAAUUCAGGCAUCUACAAAACCAGACCUGAACCUGGUGUUGUGUGGAAGUGAUGCUGCUCUGAAAGCCUCUGUAUUGAAAUGGUUCAUGGGGGAAAAAACACUUUCUAUGUCACAUCAGACGUUCAGCUCAGAGUGUGUGAUGGAGGAGGAGAAGAUUCAUGGUCAUCUGAUGAGUCUGGUGACGCUUCCAGCUCUGACUCUGCUCUCAGAGGAGGACGUGAUGCAUCAGACUCUCAGCUGUGUGUCUCUCUGUGAUCCUGGAGUUCAUGUUUUCCUCCUCAUUGUUCCUGAUGCUCCACUGACUGAUGAAGACAAAGCAGAAAUAGAGAAGAUCCAGAAGAUAUUCAACUCCAGAGAGCACUUCAUGCUGUUUUUCAUCUCAGAUCUCACUGUUGGAACACUAGUGACAGAUUUAGUCAAAUCCAGACCAGAAUAUCAGAUGUUAAUCAGAAGUUGUGGAGGUCAGUACAGAGUGAUGGGGUUAAAGGAACCUGAAUACUCCAGACAGAUCCCAGAACUGCUGGAUUAUAUAGAGAACAUGAAGACUGAACCGUAUUCACUUCAGAUGUAUAUGAAAGCUCAGGAGAACCGAGUCAGAUGUGAAGCAGAGGAGAAAUAUAAAGAAGAACUGAAGAGAAUGGAGAAUGAAAAUGAAGAGUUAAAGCAGAAGAUUCAGUCAGAAGGUGCUGAAGGUGAAGCAGAUGAUCUGGAGCAACUGAGGAUUGUGUUGAUCGGGAGAACAGGAAGUGGAAAGAGUGCAACAGGAAACACUAUUUUGGGUAGAAAGGAGUUUCAGAGCCGAUUGAGCACAGAUUCAGUGACGACUGUUUGCAUGAAGGGGGUUGUUGAAGUUGAUGGUCGAUCAGUAACUGUUGUUGAUACUCCAGGACUCUUUGACACGACACUGACAAAUGAACUAGCGGUGGAAGAAAUAAUGAAAUGUGUUUCACUGUCGUCACCUGGACCUCAUGUGUUUGUCAUUGUGUUGAGUUUAAGAUUAACCAAGGAAGAAACAGACACUGUAGAUCUGAUAAAGAAGAUCUUCUUUAGUUCAGCUCAGUUCAGCAUCGUUCUGUUCACUAGAAGAGACGAACUUGAGGAUGAAUCUAUAGAGGAUUAUGUGAAGAGAAGUACCAAUGCAGAACUGAAGAAACUGAUCAGAGAUUGUGGAAACAGAUUCCUGGCUUUCAAUAACAGAGAAAAACAAGACAAAACUCAAGUGAUUCAACUGUUAAACAUGAUAGAAGAGCUGAAAAAUACUAAUGAGGGUCGAUACUUCACUAACAGCAUGUUUGAGGAGGCAGAGAUGUCCAUUAAGAAGAGAAUGGAGGAAAUACUGAAACAGAGAGAAAAAGAAAUUCAGGCACAAAAUGAAGCAUUACAAGCCAAAUAUGAGCUGGACAUGAAAAACCUGUUGAAGAGACUCAAGGAAGAAAAACAAAGAGCAGAUGAGGAGAGAAUGAAGAUGGAGAAUCAGUUCAGAGAAAAUGAGGAAAAACUCAGAAAAGAGUUUGAAGAGAAAGAGAAAACAGAACAGAAUAAAAGAGAGAUUGAAAACCAGAAACGAUCAGCUGAAGAACAACAGCAAAGAGCUGAAUAUCAUCAAAAAAUAGAAGAAAUUAAGAGAGAGACUGAAAACCAGAGAUCACAGUAUGAAAAACAGCAAAAAGAAAGAGAAGAAGAAGAUAGAAAGAGAGAAGAGAAAUACAGACAAGAUCAAGAACAGAUGAGAAAUGAUCAAGAACGUGUUAUAACACAAUUAAAGAUGAAAGAAGAAGAAGAAAUAAAAAAGAGAGAUUUGGAGGAGAAAAGGAGGAAUGAAGAAGAAGAGGAGGAGAGACAGAAAUGGAAAAGAAAAAUAAAAGAGGCUGAAAAUGACAGAAAAGAGACUCAAGAGGAAAUUAAACGACAGCAGAGAGAAUGGGAGGAUGAAAAGAAACGACAGAUGAGAGAACACGAGGAAGAAGAGAGAAAGAGAAAAGAGACACACAAGAAAGAGCUGAGAGAAAAACAAGAAGAACUGGAGAAAAUGAGAAAGAAAUUUGAAAGAGAGAGAGAAGAAGAAAGAUUGAAUAUGGAGGAGAAGCGACAGAAACAGAGAAGAGAAAGAGAAGAAAAAGAGAGAGAAUAUGAAGAAAAGAAACUGGAAACAAAAAUAUAUUAUGAUCAGCUGGAGCGAGAGAGAAGAGAGGAGUGGGAGAGAAGAAAACUAGAAGAUGAUGAGAGACGAGAAGAAGAGAGAAAGAGAUGGGAGAAAAUGAUUGAAGAUCUGAAACAAGAGCAAGAAGAAGAGAUCAAGAAAAGAGAAACAGAGAGAAAAGAAAGAGAAGAGAAAGAGAGAGAUGAAAUGAAACACAAACAUGAAGAGGAAAUAAAAGUCGUGAAGAAGAAACAUAAAGAUGAAGCCAGAAAACAAGCAGAAGAGUUUAAUGAGUCGAAAGAAAGAAAACUGCAGCACGUUCUGGAGCUCACAGAGAUGCUUAAAGAAUGUCAAGAACAACAUGAAUCACUGGUGAAACUCCAUCAACACCUGAAAGUGCAGACAGGAGAAGAAAUAAAAGAACUAGAACUAGAAGUUGAAAAACUGAAAAAUAAGUCACGCUGUGUUAUUCUGUGAAUUUAUUUAAGCAUAAAGUCAAGACAAUAUUACUGUAAUGCCUCAGUUUUAUUUUGUAUAGUUACUUAACUGAAGAUUUUGUUCUGUGAUUAUUUUUGAGAUUUCUGGAUACUGUUUGAUUGGAAUUUGAUUGAAAAAAAUUUCAAGAUAUUGUUAAAAGAUAUUCUGUAAUAGGCAAAAAAAUACAGUUUCAUUUUAUAUGUUCUAAUGCCUAGAAAAGUUACUUCAAUGAACAAGAAAGAGAAUAUAUAUAAAGAGAUGACCGUGGACUUCAGGAAGAACCCCCUGCACUCCCCCCACUCACCAUCAUGGACAGCACUGUGACUGCAGUGGAGUCAUUCAGGUU